Molecule: messenger RNA, 1092 nt
Organism: Effrenium voratum
Lineage: Eukaryota; Dinophyceae; Suessiales; Symbiodiniaceae
Source: the annotation of a GenBank genome assembly
AUGAGGGAGCUGCUUUUUCUGUGUCUCUCGCUGGCGGCUGCGGACUUCGAGAGCUGGUCCCUGGUGCUGCUGAAGGACGCUGCGCAGCAGGGCGCCGUGUGCCUGGACGGCUCGCCCUCAGGCGCCGGGUGCGCGGGCGCGCGCGCGAUACUUUUUCGAGCCCGGCUGGGGCAGUGGCGCGGACGAGUGGAUCAUUCACUUCCAGGGCGGUGGCUGGUGCAGCUGGUGAACCCAGACUUCUACAACUGGAACAAGGUCUUCGCCGUGUACUGCGAUGGGGGCAGCCGGAAUUCUAACGUGGAAGGACCGGUGGCCGUGGGCAACCGCUCGGUGUACUUCCGCGGGCAUCACAUUUUGUUGGCGACGCUGGAGAGCCUUUUGGCCAAGGGCGUGAGCCAAGCCAAGCGCUUCGUGGUGGGCGGAUGCUCGGCUGGUGGCUUGACCGUGUGGCUGCACUUGGACUUCAUCCGGAGCCUGGUGCCCUCGUGGGUUCAGGUUCUGGGUGUGCCGCAGUGCGGCUUCUUUAUGGAUCAGCCGAACUACAAGGGCCAGGAGUUCUACACGCCUUUGUACAAAUGGGUCUUCGAGACCAUGGGCAUGAUCAAGUCGCCUUCUUUGCACGAAGCCUGCCUGACCAAAUACGCAGAAGAUCCUUGGAAGUGCUUCAUGGCUCAGUACUUCCUGCCCUUUGUGCAGACGCCCUUCUUUGCGGUGAACUCCUUCUACGACUCGUGGCAGUUGCAGGAGAUACUGCAGCUACCGGAGGACUGCUACAUCUCGCAGAACUGCACUCAGCAGCAGCGCGCUGCUAUGCACCGCAUGCGCGACAACCUGGUGGGAAAUUUGUCGACCGCCCCUGUCACCCAGUCCUUCUUCCUCUACAGCUGCGUGAGCCACUGCCAAUUCCUCAACGUGGACCAGGGCUUUACCAAUCUCUCCGUGGGCGACCGCACUCUGCGGGGCGCCUUGAGCGCUUGGCUGCACGGCGCAGCCCCUUUCCGGGGAGUGGAGGCGAAAGACGUGGAGCCCAACGGCAACCCCACCUGCUGGCCGAAGAAGCCAAAGAGCGAGGAGCGGCCGAUUACCAUCUGA